Messenger RNA from Aspergillus terreus NIH2624, 1527 nucleotides. Its product is annotated as putative MFS transporter. The coding region runs from base 1 to 1527 and encodes 508 amino acids. The record is from RefSeq and is a predicted model, not a curated record. Lineage: Eukaryota; Fungi; Ascomycota; Eurotiomycetes; Eurotiales; Aspergillaceae. Gene Ontology annotation, cellular component: plasma membrane. Gene Ontology annotation, molecular function: dipeptide transmembrane transporter activity; allantoate transmembrane transporter activity. Gene Ontology annotation, biological process: dipeptide transport; allantoate transport; tripeptide transport. The transcript is spliced from 8 exons.
AUGGAGACACCACCAAAAGCGGAUGAAGCAACAGCUUCCACCUCCGCCUUGUCUUCGACUGGAUCUUCUGGCUUGGAUGAUAGCUACGAUGUCUACGCGCAGAACAAAGACAUCGUAUACACUGCCGACGAGGGCAAUAAGGUCCUUCGAAAGAUCGAUCUCCGUCUCAUCCCGCUUCUAGUUGUUAUAUACAUGCUUCAGUAUCUGGACAAGAACAGUAUCAACUUCGCAUCGGUCUACGGUCUCAAAGAAGGGACGCACCUCAAAGGACAGGACUAUUCGUGGCUAGGCUCCAUAUUCUACUUUGGGUAUCUCGUCGCCCAAUGGCCCGCGGGACUGGCGCUGCAAAAACUUCCCACAGGCAAGUUUCUUAGUAUAACAACAAUCGCAUGGGGUGGCCUUCUCAUGACAACCCCCGCAUGCCACAAUUUCGCCGGCAUAGCGGCCAACCGCUUCCUUCUCGGAGCUAUUGAAGCUGUCGUCAAUCCGGGCUUCGUCCUGAUGAUGAGUAUGUGGUACACAUCAACUGAACAGCCACUGCGGCUCGAAGCGUACUACUGUACGAACGGUGUUGCGACCAUGUUUGGCGGGUUGAUUGGAUAUGCGGUCGGCCACAUCACGACCGGGCUUCCAAGAUGGAUGUACGUCUUUCUUAUCUUCGGUUCGGUCUCUGUCGCUGUCGGUACGAUCGCCUUGCUACUUCUUCCCGAUCUACCAUCGACGGCAAAGUUUCUGUCCGAGAGAGAGAGGGCUAUUGCCGUGGAUCGCGUCGCAGUCAAUAGACAGGGGGUCAAGAACCAUCACUUCAAAUGGUACCAGGUGUGGGAAGCUGCCAGAGACCCCAAGACAUGGCUAUUGUUUAUCAUGGCUGUUGGGGCGCAGGUUCCUAAUUCUGCUCUUACCAGCUUUACAUCCAUCGUCGUCGGAUCAUUCGGUUUUGAUACGUUAGGCACCCAAUAUCUCCAGAUCCCAGGCGGAGCGGUCCAGUUCCUGUCUCUACUCGCCGGCGGUUUCAUUGCAACGAAAUUCGGAGAAAGAUUCCACGCACGCAGCAUCUGCAUGAUUGUCGCCAAUAGCAUCUGCAUCAUCGGCGCCGGGCUGCUCGUUGGCCUUCCAGAUUCCAACAAAUGGGGACGCCUCGUCGCACUGUGGCUCUGCUAUUUCCAGGGCCUUGGUUUCAGCAUGAGCUUGACAAUCGUCAGCUCCAACAUCGCCGGAUAUACCAAGAAACAGGUCACGGGAGCGUUGCUUUUCACUGGGUACUGUGUUGGCAAUAUCAUCGGCCCUCAGACUUUCAAGGGCAGCGAGGCACCUCGCUACCAUAGCGCAUAUGUUGCAAUGCUGGUUGGCUAUGCUGUCAAGUUGACAGCCAUUACGAUUCUGUACAUAUACAUGUACCGCGAAAACAAACGACGGGACCGUAAUGCGCUAUCUGCAAACGACAAUGAGGGUGUUGGGAAUGGCGUGGAGAAUGGGAUGCACGACCAAACAGAACUUGAGAAUAAGCAUUUCCGAUAUGUUUUAUAG